AUGUAUGCUAGUUUAUUCGCGUUGAAAAAUGCAGGAGUCGAGGGAGUCAUGGUCGACGUGUGGUGGGGAUUGGUGGAGAAAGAGGGACCUUUGAAAUACAACUGGGAAGGAUAUGCUGAGCUUGUAAAGAUGGUGCAAAAGCUUGGUCUGAAACUUCAAGUUGUUAUGUCCUUUCAUCAAUGUGGUGGCAAUGUUGGAGACUCUUGCAGCAUCCCUCUGCCCCCAUGGGUGCUUGAAGAGAUGAGCAAUAAUCCUGAUCUUGUGUACACCGAUAAAUCAGGGCGACGCAACCCUGAGUAUAUAUCGUUGGGCUGCGAUUCAUUGCCUGUGCUAAGAGGUCGAACUCCAAUUCAGGUCUACUCCGAUUAUAUGAGGAGUUUCAGAGAAAGAUUCAACCACUACUUGGGAAAUGUUAUAGUGGAAAUUCAAGUGGGGUUGGGGCCUUGUGGCGAGCUAAGAUAUCCAGCCUACCCAGAAAGCAAUGGCACUUGGAGAUUUCCAGGAGUUGGUGAAUUCCAGUGCUAUGACAAGUAUAUGAGAGCCUCAUUGGCAGCUGCAGCCGAGGCGAUUGGGAAGACUGACUGGGGACUCGAAGGCCCUCACGACGCAGGCCAAUACAACCAAUUACCGGAAGAAACAGGAUUUUUCCAAAGGGAAGGCACAUGGAACACUGAAUAUGGGUAUUUUUUCUUAGAAUGGUAUUCUGGUAAGCUAGUCGAGCACGGAGAUAAAAUCUUGUCAGCUGCACAAGGAAUAUUCGAAGGAACCGGAGCUAUACUAUCAGGAAAAGUAGCUGGAAUUCAUUGGCACUACAAAACAAGAUCACACGCAGCUGAAUUAACUGCUGGAUACUACAAUACUAGGAAUCGAGAUGGUUAUUUGGCAAUUGCCCGAAUGUUAAGUAAACAUGGAGUAGUGUUCAAUUUUACAUGUAUGGAAAUGAGGGACGGAGAACAGCCAGAGAGGGCUAAUUGCUCGCCUGAAGGUCUAGUUCGACAAGUGAAGAUGGCUACUAAAUCUGCUGGAACACAACUUGCUGGAGAAAAUGCUCUGGAGAGGUAUGAUUCUGGUGCAUAUUCGCAAGUGUUGGCAACAGACCGGUCAGAUUCUGGAAAUGGACUCACUGCAUUUACAUAUCUAAGAAUGAAUAAGCGAUUGUUCGAAGCUGAGAAUUGGAGCAAGUUUGACGAAUUCGUGAAGAACAUGUCAGAAGGUGGUCGAAACACGACACUUUCAGAGAGUGAUAUGAGCAGGACGAACUUGUAUGUCAGAUUCAUUAAGGACCAUAAUGUGCACAAGAAGAAGAGCAUAAUCAAGACUACCUGUUUGUAA
Messenger RNA from Fraxinus pennsylvanica, 1332 nucleotides. NCBI's taxonomy places the organism in Eukaryota, Viridiplantae, Streptophyta, Magnoliopsida, Lamiales, Oleaceae. The record is from the annotation of a GenBank genome assembly.